Molecule: messenger RNA, 1210 nt
Organism: Hippopotamus amphibius kiboko
Lineage: Eukaryota; Metazoa; Chordata; Mammalia; Artiodactyla; Hippopotamidae
Product: SIN3-HDAC complex-associated factor-like
Exons: 1
Coding region: 79-744 (221 amino acids)
Biological process (GO): negative regulation of cell migration
Source: RefSeq, a predicted model, not a curated record
UGGUGUGCACUCCGCACCUCGGGAACGUUACUGCGCGUGGAACGGCUGCUUCUGGAAGACUGUUGCCCAGAAGAAAAGAUGUUUGGUUUUCACAAGCCAAAGAUGUACCGAAGUAUAGAGGGCUGCUGUAUUUGCAGAGCUAAAUCCUCAAGUUCUCGAUUCACUGACAGUAAACGCUAUGAAAAGGACUUCCAGAGCUGUUUUGGGUUACAUGAGACUCAUUCAGGAGACAUCUGUAAUGCUUGUGUCCUGCUUGUGAAAAGAUGGAAGAAAUUGCCAGCAGGAUCCAAAAAAAACUGGAAUCAUGUGGUAGAUGCAAGGGCAGGACCCAGUCUAAAGACUACACUGAAACCAAAGAAAGUGAAAACUCUGUCUGGAAACAGGUUAAAAAGCAACCAGAUCAGUAAACUGCAGAAGGAAUUUAAACGUCACAAUGCUGAUGCUCACAGUACCACCUCAAGUGCCUCUCCAGCUCAAUCUCCUUGUUAUAGUAACCAGUCGGAUGAUGGCUCAGAUACAGAGAUGGCUUCUGGCUCUAACAGAACGCCAGUGUUUUCUUUUUUAGAUCUCACAUACUGGAAGAGACAGAAAAUAUGCUGUGGCAUUAUCUAUAAAGGCCUUUUUGGGGAAGUCCUCAUCGACACACAUCUAUUCAAACCUUGCUGCAGCAAUAAGAAAGCAGCUGCUGAGAAGCCAGAGGAGCAGGGGCCAGAGCCUCUGCCCAUCUCCACUCAGGAGUGGUGACUGAGGUUUAUGUAGAAGGGGAACAAAAAAUGAUUUAAAUUUUGGAAAACAAAGCAACAAAAAAUGACCCUCCUAUUUUUAACUUGGAUACCUGCUAUUCUGCCAAAAGACGAUUUCUAGAAUAGUUUUGAGUGGGUUAUUUUUCCUCCAGUUCCACAAACUCUGAAGCCAGUGUCUAGCUUAUGAAAAGAAAAAAAGUGUACAUAAUAUUUAAGAUGCUGAGUAUUUCAUAGGAAAGCUGAAUGCUGCUGUAAAGUGCUCUUUAAGUCUUUUUUAAAAAUCCCCUUCUAAUGAAUUAAAUGAGGGGAAUUUCAGGGGACAGAGAUGGGAUUUGUUGUAUGAUAAACGUAUGUAGUUUUAGUCUUUCUAUAUUGAGAAGCAGUGGUUGGGGCAUUUUUUAAGAUGGCUGGCUACACUUGUUUUCCUUCACUAUAAUAAAUUUGUCGUAACUCAGUAAACAUGGACU